CGUUCGAUUCCCCCCCCUGCUCCUUUAAAGCACCGGCCGCACUCUGGAGAAAGAGGAGAAGAAGAGAGGGAGCGUCAAGACGGCGAAUCGAGGAAAAAUCUCAACCAUGACCGACAUCAAGUUGGCUCUGCUGGGAAGUCCAGGCGCUGGAAAGUCAGCUGUCCUCGUGCGCUUCCUGACCAGACGCUUCAUCGGAGAAUAUGCCUCCAACUCCAACUCGCUGUAUCGCAAGAGGAUGUCCAUUGAUGGCAGACAACUCAACCUGGAGGUGUUAGACCCGUGCUCACAGAGCUCAGGGGUGACUUGUCUGGUGGAGGAGCCAGUGGACUGGGCACACGGCUUUGUGGUGGUCUACAACAUCAGCGAUCGCUCCUCCUUCCUCCACGCCAAGGACAUCCUGCGGCAGAUCUGUGAGGCCCGACUCAACCACUGCAAAGGGGAGCCGCCCUGCGUCCCCGUGUGCCUGUUGGGCAACAAGCAGGACCUGUGCCACGCCCGGCAGGUGCGCGAAGACGAGGGCCGCCGCCUGGCCCAGGACAGCGGCUGCCGCUUCCAGGAGGUGUCGGCGGCCGAGAGCUACCAGGACAUCGCCGGCCUGUUCACGCAGCUAAUCCGCCAGGUGAUGGAGCACCUGAAGUACCGCGCCGACCGCCGCCGCUACAGCGGCUCCAAGUCUAUGGCCAAGCUCAUCAACAACGUGUUUGGCAAGAGGAGGAUGUCGGUGUGACCGCCAAUAAACUUAAUUUUGGGCACUUUUAUAAAAAGGGGAGCUUUACAUUUAAAGGAAUAUAUUUUCAAUUUCGCAUGGACUAUUUAUUUUUCAAGCAUAUUCGAUGUAUUUUUGGUCAGAAUCAAGCAUUUUGUACGUAUAAAAAUGACUGAAUGAACUAUAAAUGGCAACCAAGCCAAUGAGAACGGGCGGUUUAGUAUCGUGGCCACUGAUUGGUCAGCCGCAGGCAGCAUUACUAUAUUAGAUUAAAGGAGUGUAAAUGUGACUAUAUGGGUGUCGUUUCAUGUCUAGAGGGCUCUCAUAAUGUUAAUAACUGUCAUUCAGAGG
Nerophis lumbriciformis (worm pipefish) is the source of this 1057-nucleotide messenger RNA. RefSeq names its product RERG/RAS-like b (gene rerglb). NCBI's taxonomy places the organism in Eukaryota, Metazoa, Chordata, Actinopteri, Syngnathiformes, Syngnathidae. Gene Ontology annotation, molecular function: GTP binding; GTPase activity. The record is from RefSeq and is a predicted model, not a curated record.